AUGACGACAACCACAGACUUUCGGCCAUCGAAUAUACAAAUAAUACCCGAUUUCAAAAUCAUCAACCACACUAGUACGACGAAUUUUACAUGUUUUAAUCAUCGACCAAGUGAUUCACCAUUGGAAGUGAAUUUAUCAAAAGUAAUACCAACUAAUGAAAUACAAUUGUUCACGAGUAUCUUGAACCAAUCAGCCAUUCAUAUUCGACUCGAAUCGAGAAACUACGUCGGCGUCUUUCAUUUGUUGUGUUAUGCGAAAGGCGAACAGAGUAAAGGCAUUCGUGCCGAUAUUAUUGUUACAGCUCCACCAGGUGUGCUUCAGCUCGCCGAAAAAUGCCGCGUCUACGAUAGACAAUAUAUCAAAUGUGUAAUUCGAGCAUCAACGAUUGCACGCGCUGUUCAAAAUGAUUAUCCCGUUAAAUUCGAAUUUACCGAAAUGGCGCAUUCACCAGAUCGUUUAGCCUAUCGACCGCGAUUCGAAUUUUUAAAAAACGAAUCUACAAAGGAUAAUCUGACAUUCAAAUGGCAACCAACUAUUGACGGUGAAUUUCCAAACGGAGUCCGGAUGCACAUGAAAGCAUUUCUACCACACAUCGAAGAUUCGUCCUAUUACUUCGACAUGACGCCAAUCUUCCAAAUAACACCGAGAUUCAGCUUACAGACUGUAUCAUCGAACACGAUUAGAAUGAAUGUUGAGCCGAUAAAUCCCCCAGUAUUUUGUGAAAAGAGCGUGAUGCAAAAUUUAGUUUCCAGUGUAAAUCGGACAUGGACAGUACAUGAACCGAAUAAGAGUCCAUAUAAUAUUGUUAAUCUUCGUCCCAAAACAAUAUAUCGUAUAUGUAUGAAAUGUCGACAGACACAAUCCGAUCCUGAAGGUAUUGAACAAUGUCAAACUAUUUCCACGAACAGUCUAUUUCAUUGGCUUCCUGGUUACGAAAUAGUUUCCAUCUUUUUCAUCUGUGUUCUCGUAAUACUCGUAAUAACAAUUGUUCUUAUCAUUUUUUUUAGAAAACGACGACCUCAUUAUUCUCGGAUAAAACACAUCUUUACAUGCAGACACUCAUCGCAUUGCAGUAGUUCGGUAUCCAUUCGAUCAUCAGACCCCAGUGUUGUUCCGAGCACUUCAACUAGUUCUCGAUAUCGGUCUAUUGCAGAUAUCCAAAGUGUGAUACACCAAUGUACUUUACCGGAAUUGUCGCCUCUGACAAGCGAUUAG
Messenger RNA from Adineta ricciae, 1215 nucleotides. The record is from the annotation of a GenBank genome assembly. NCBI's taxonomy places the organism in Eukaryota, Metazoa, Rotifera, Eurotatoria, Adinetida, Adinetidae.